Molecule: messenger RNA, 909 nt
Organism: Limulus polyphemus (Atlantic horseshoe crab)
Lineage: Eukaryota; Metazoa; Arthropoda; Merostomata; Xiphosura; Limulidae
Gene: Noa36
Product: zinc finger protein 330 homolog
Exons: 11
Coding region: 121-909 (262 amino acids)
Cellular component (GO): nucleus
Molecular function (GO): zinc ion binding
Source: RefSeq, a predicted model, not a curated record
UUUUUCUGGUAUAGGGCUGAACUAAAAAAUGAUGGUUUUCAAACGUUAUUUCAAAAUAUCAGAAGGUCUUUAAUAAGGUGCCACAAAAAAAGUUAAAGUGUUUCAAAACCCUGUACAAAGAUGCCAAAAAAGAAAACUGGCCAGCGAAAAAAAGCUGAAAAACAGCGUCAGCGUCAAAAAGACAUAAAAAGUGCAUCAGGUCAGAAAUCAUUAGCAGCCCAUUCAUGUAAUGUUCAUAUGGACUGUGAUAAAUGUGGGAGACGACAGAAGACAAGAGCAUUUUGCUAUUUUUGUUCAGCUCUUCAGCGACUUCCGAUAUGUGCUCAAUGUGGUAAAACAAAAUGUUUGUUGAAGACAGGAGAUUGUGUAGUAAAGCAUCCUGGUGUGUACAGCACUGGGUUGGGAAUGGUAGGUGCUAUUUGUGAUUUCUGUGAAGCUUGGGUUUGUCAUAGUCGAAAGUGCCUUACCACUCAUGCUUGUGCCUGCCCUCUUCAGGAGGCAACCUGCAUUGAAUGUGAUCGAAAUGUCUGGGAUCAUGGUGGACGAGUUUUUCAGUGUUCUUUCUGUAAUGGUUUUCUCUGUGAAGAUGACCAGUUUGAACAUCAGGCAAGUUGCCAAGUUCUUGAAAGUGAAACCCUAAAAUGUCAAUCUUGCAACAGACUAGGUCAAUAUUCCUGUUUAAAAUGCAAGGUCUGUUAUUGCUUGGAUCAUGUAAGAAGAAAAGGCUUCAAAUACGAAAAAAAUCAGCCAAUACCUUGUCCAAAAUGUGGUUAUGAAACACAAGAAACAAAAGAACUAAGCAUGUCAGCACGAAAACAUGAAUAUGGUCGACAAGGUGGUGGAGAAAGAUUGAUGUAUGAUGAUGGAGAAGAACUUGACGGAGCUUACAGUUUUUCUGGUAAAUUGUAG